UCAAACUUUUCCCCAAACAAACCCUACAAUUUCCCUCUUUUAAUUCCAAAGAAAGAAACCAACACCAUGUUUCUUGAUCAAGAUUUGCUUUCUUGAUCCAAUCCCUUUUGGUUUCAAUUCCCAUCUCUCCAAACAAGCACAAGAAACCAUACCAACUUCAUCACUUCCCAUAAAGAUCCAAGAAAGAUCCCUAUAUAAGAUCAAUAUGGGCUCCAAUGAGCCUAGUUUCAUCUGGGUGUUCCUUCUUCUCUUAGCCUUACCAUCAAGAUUAUUACUCAUUGAAGGUCAAGGGAUCAAAUCCACAAGACUUCUCGAUCUCGUGAUCCGAGAUUAUACGUUCCAAUCAUACAACAAAUAUUUCAAAACAGGCACACAGUACAACAUCAACUUGCCAUCAAAUCUGACGGGCAUUACGGUUUAUACAGCUAGGUAUCGAUGUGGAAGCCUCAAGAGGUAUGGUGCAACCAUCAAAGAAUUUCACUUGAACGUAGGUGUGGAUGUUCAUCCUUGUAUAGAAAGAAUCCUUAUAGUAACACAAACCCUAGGUAGCAAUUGGUCAAACAUUUACUAUGAUAACUACGAUGAGUUACUAGGUUAUCAAUUAGUGUCACCUGUGCUAGGUUUACAAGCUUACAACUCUGGGGACGACAUGAACUUUAAUACCCAGUUCGAGGUUAAGAUUCGGUCACCAGAAAAGGCCGGAAUUCAGAUAGAUUUUACUAAUCACACGUCGAAUGGAAACUCGACGUUAGAUGGUCGGAUAAAGAUGUGUGCAACGUUUGGAGAUGAUGGGAAGGUGACACUAGAAAAGGAGGUUGCACCCAACAUUUGUGGUGCCAUGAGCCAUGGGCAUUUUGGGCUGGUGGUGCAGUCGCCAUUGUUGCCAGUAAGGAAGAAGAUGAGGCGGUGGACGGUGGCGUUUGGAUGCUCAGUUGGGGCUGCCAUUGCGGUUUUCUUGGUGGUGUUGCUUUUGAUUGCGAUGUUUGUGAAGGUGAAGAAGAAGGAAAGAUUAGAGGAGAUGGAGAGAAGAGCUUAUGAAGAAGAAGCACUUCAAGUUUCCAUGGUGGGUCAUGUGAUUAGGGUUCAUUCUGCUUCUGCAACAAGAACUACUCCAAGAAUUGAGCAAAGUCUUAGACCUCCUCGGUGAGUUGAAUCGUGUGGUUAAAUUGUUCAUACUAAUUUGUAUCCAUAAUUCUUUGUUGAAUA
Molecule: messenger RNA, 1206 nt
Organism: Cynara cardunculus var. scolymus (artichoke)
Lineage: Eukaryota; Viridiplantae; Streptophyta; Magnoliopsida; Asterales; Asteraceae
Exons: 1
Coding region: 206-1147 (313 amino acids)
Cellular component (GO): membrane
Source: RefSeq, a predicted model, not a curated record